AUGGCUCACCUGGUGUCUUUACGAUUCGCGGAAGCUGCGCAACUCUAUGCAACUGCUGGAGGAUACGCUGAAAGAUUUCUGAAAUCCUCCAAGGAAAAGGCUGCCAGGUUGGCGGACCACCUCAAGACCAUGCGAGGCCUUCGACUAAUCGAAUGUGAUCCAGUCGAGGCCACUGGAUACUCUUCCUCCAACACUACUCCAGCAACGGAGCCCCAAACCCGCUCGGUACCACACGCAGUGGGGUCGCUGUCACAGACCAAUCCCGAGCCACUCAGCUCCCAGGACUCCGACCCUUCCCCUCCUCCUCGUCCUCAUCUUCCUUCCCUUUCGCUCCAAGACCUGCCCCUCUGGCGGGCGGAUUCCGUGGUCCUGCCUGGCCAGCAGGCCCUGCUGCACAUCCACACGCCGCAUUACGUCCACAUGUUUGAUCGCCUGUUUGCCACCUCGGGGGGCCCCGGCCAGCUCUUCGGCCACCUGCAUCUUCCUGCGGGCUCGCGCAAUCUGGGCGCUGCCGAAUGGGCCUUAUGCGCACCUGGCUCCCGAGCGCCCGCCGUGGGUGUGCUGAUGGAGGUGAACCGGGCGGUGCGGCUGCAGGAUGGGAAGCUGAUGGUGCUCGCGACGGCGCUGUGCCGGAUCCAGGUUCGGCAGUGCUUGUCUGAAACGCCGUACUCCCGUGCCCGAACGGAGCUCUUCCAUGACGAUGAGCUGCUGGAGUCGUACCACGCCGCCGGCCUGACGGCGGUGCUGGGUACGGACACUGGAAGCUCAGCAUCCCCCUCUAUAAGUGUCGCCGCCUGUGCCGGCACGGUGCCCAUGAGCUCGAUGGGACCAGCGCUGGGCACUCCUCUUCCGGACCACCCGGCCAUGCAGCAGCUGCAGGCGCAGGUGCACGGUGUGGACGGCGGCGCCUCCACCCCAGCAGGGAUGUUGCUGCACACAGCCGCUGCUGACGCGGCCCUGCACGCCGCCGGGGUGGCAGCGCAGGCUGCCGCCACCGCUGCCACCUGGCGCUGGCUGGAGUAUGAGGCCUUCACGGCGCGCGCAGCCGCGUGGCCGGGGCGCCGCCCUGCCGAGGGCACCGAUCCGUGGGACACUCGGCGGCUGGUUUCAGAGCUUGUGGAUCACGGCGUACUCAGCAUCGUGCCCUUUGCCGAUGGACCGGUAGCCGGGCGGUGGGACCUGGCUUCCUUACGCGACGUGGCAGCAGCGGAUGCCGUCGCCGCCGCCGCCGCUGCCGCGGCAGCAGGUUGCGUAGCAGUUAGUGGGCCUGAUCCCCCACGUUUCGUUGCGCACGAGGAAUCUGACACCACCGGCGCGGGCCCUUCUGAUUCAGGUGGGCGUGAGGCGGCGCCGGGUGGUGCAAGUAAUAGCAGUAGCCAGCGGUCCGCAGCAGCUGUCCUAGACGUCCAGGAAGGGGAUGAAGGGCCAGGAAUGAGCACUGGAAAGGACCAAGCGGCGGCGGCGGAGCAGCAGCGGCCCGAUAGCUGCUUGCGGCCUAUGGACUCACCCGCAUGUGCGCCACCCUUAGCAACGGACAGGGGCCUCGAGCCGAGCCCUGAUGCGGUGCCACCCAAGCCGAGCAGCAGCGGCCGCGGUGAGGCCGAGGGGUCCCAGCCCGAGGGGACUUCCCGUCGCACGUUCUCGGCUUUUGGCAGCGCCGAGCGGGGCAGAGGUGAGGAAGACAGGGACGAGGAGAAGGACGAGGAGGCGGAUCUUACGGGGCAUACGACGUACGACCUGGUGCUGCUGGAGUCGCAACUGUGGCAGGAGCUCGACUCGUUGGCGGUGCUACAGGCGAGGGUUAAUCAGCAGAGGCUAGGGCUGCCACUGGGGCUGCUGCAGCUGCGGCCCAGUGGUGCGCUCGCAGCGGCACAGCUGGCCGCGGCUGCGCCGCCCUCCGUUGCGUGCCGGCGGCCUGAAACCGUCGCCACCGCUGCCGAGUGCGCCCAUGGGAGCGAGCCCGAGCAGCCGUAUACUGCCGAGGAUCCAGCUCUAGAUACUCCAGCGGCUGGAGACGGAGGUGAUUGCGGCAGCGGGGCAGCGGGCAGUGACAGUGCAACGACAGUGAGGGAGUCGGUGAACUCAACCGUGGCGGAUGUGACGGAAGACUACAGCUUAGCUGGCAGGGGUCGGAGUGGCGACACCGCGGAGGACUCUUCUGAGGGAGCAGUACAGCAGCAGCCGCAGCCGGUGCUGCCGCAUGGCACAGUGCAGCCCCAUGUCCAUCCCGCCUCUGAGGGACUUGACGUAUAUUGCCAUCCGGACUACCCACUGGAGAGGCGAAUUAUGCGGCUGUCGUAUGCAGCCGCAGGCAUUUUCAUAGAG
Molecule: messenger RNA, 2325 nt
Organism: Volvox carteri f. nagariensis
Lineage: Eukaryota; Viridiplantae; Chlorophyta; Chlorophyceae; Chlamydomonadales; Volvocaceae
Exons: 3
Source: RefSeq, a predicted model, not a curated record